ACUGACUGACACACGGCAACUUUCGAACAGGAAACCUAUCAGACUCGGUCCGCCUGUCCUUUUCUCUGUCUUUGCGGGACCUUGAUUGACAGGUGCAAGCCUCCUCCUGUUGCGGUAUGGACGCCGAAGAUGCCCACUUCGGGUGGGGUUUUUCUGGGGCUCUGUGCUCUAACCCAGCCAUGAGCAUCAUCGGGGCUGAGGAUGAGGACUUCGAGAAUGACUUGAAGGAAGGGAAGGCAGGGGAAGACCUGAACUCACACUUCAACAACAUAGAUCAUUUGAGGGAACACCCGGCCCACCUGCUGGUCUUCAUGCAACAUGUCAUUCUACAGUUUGACCCUGCGCCACUGCUGUGUUACCUUCAUGCUGACCUCUUCAAGACCCUCAAUGCCAAAGAGACCAAGAAGCAGUUUGUGGAGUUCUGCAACACCUUCUGUGAUAAGGGUGCUAUUCUCAAAGUGCAAACAUCACCUACUUUUCCUUAUGAUUUAGACCGGAUUCGACUAGAUUUGGGCAACGAGGACAUCCUAAGGCGCUAUGUUCAGGAUCUCCAGGGAACGCUGGCUGCUGAAGUGGCGAACCAGCUUGACGACUUUAGGCAGAAGAGAAUGAUGGGCAUGACCCCUUGUGAGUCUGAGCUGAUGGAUGUGGAGAACCACCAUUCCACCGACCGCAUCCCUACGGAGAUGAAGGAGAAGUCUGUAGCUGAGGUCAUGCUGGAAAAGAUGUCUGAGACACAACUUACCAUUGUCGCGGACGAGGAAAAAUGCCAAUCCAUCUUUUCGGCGGUGGCCUUCUACAUGAAGCACCUCGGGGUUAAAACUAGGACAGUUGACAGUAAGAAGUCCAGAGGAGGCUUCUUCAGGAGUAAACUGGUAAAGAGUAAGAAGGAUGAAUCCACUAAGACCAAGCAAAGGGGGGGCUUCCCCAGCAUCCCCUGGAUUGGAAGCAACCCUGAGGUCAAACCUAAAACGGAAACUGAAGUGGAUAAGGAGAAAGUCAAUCAGGAGCGUAAAGGUCCAGUUCCCAGCAGAUCCUCCUUGACCGACCCUACAGCCCCUUCCCUCGGCAGCAGGAAGUCAUGUUCUGGUGGAGGCCUCCCCUCCCUGCCUGGGUUAGACGUCAGCGAUUGCUCAGGGAACAACACCAGCAUGACCAACAACCAAGAGUCUUUACACACCGAUGAUCUCUCAAGCAUUCGCUUAGAGCCUCCAACCUUAUCAGUCCGGGGUGAUACGACCCCUGUUGGGCUGGCAGGUGGGCUGACUGUUGGGGAGCCUGUUACACCCAGCGACACUCCCACAGAGGAGAAUCUGGAGAAAGACAGUUUUGAAGGGACAAAUUUAGUCCCUGAGGGUCCCGGCCCGUCCCCUACCAGUCCCUCCCCACACCUGGAAGAGGUAGACCCGCGCUUCGCAGAGUUAGAGCAGGACCCGCCCAACUGGAGGGAGCUGGCCUCCCCUGAAGCCCUGUCCAAACUCAGCAAGAAGGAGACCAAGAGACAGGAGGUCAUCAAUGAGUUGUUUGCUACAGAACAUGCCCAUGUGCGGAUGUUAAUUGUCCUUCAGACGGUCUUCUCCAGGCCAUUGGAGAAAGAGGAGCUCCUAUCUACCCAUGAGACUGACGCCAUUUUCCCAAGCCUUGAUGACAUCAUUGAAAUGCACAGUACCUUCUAUGAGAACCUGAAAAAACUGCGUUUGGAAGAAGGCUAUAUAGUCAAAUCCAUCAGCACCACAGUACUCAACAGAUUUGGUGGUACAGAGGGGGAGUGGUUUCAGAAACUGACAGCUCGAUUCUGCAGUCACCAGUCAUGGGCCCUGGACCAGAUCAAGAGCAGGCAGAAGAAAGAUCCACGCUUCAACUUAUUUAUACUGGACGCGGAGAGUAGGCGUGAAUGCCGCAGGCUGCAGCUCAAGGACAUAAUUCCAAUAGAGAUGCAGAGACUGACCAAGUACCCGCUGCUGCUGGAGAAUAUUGCUAAGAACACAGAGGACUCGUCAGAGAGGGAGAGCAUCCAGCAGAGUGCAGAGUGCUGCAGAAAGGUCCUCGACCAUGUCAAUGAGGAGGUCAAAGUGAUGGAGAACCUAUUGACUCUGAAGGACUACCAGCGCAGACUGGACACAUCAGGGCUCAAACCAAGCACUGACCUUUAUACUGAAUAUAAGAACAUUGAUCUGACUCAGAAGAUAAUGCUUUAUGAAGGCCCUCUGACUUGGAGAAUCACCAAGGAGAAGACUAUUGAGGUGCAGUGUGUGUUGCUUGCGGACAUGCUGGUGCUCCUUCAGAAGCAGGACGACAAGAUGGUCCUCAAAUGCCAGAGCAAGAGUAACAUAGCCGUGCAGGAGGGCAAGCAAAUGCUGAGCCCAAUUAUCAGGCUGGACUCAGCUUUCCCUCGUGAGGUGGCCACAGAUCGAAAGGCCUUUUAUGUGAUAUUUACCUGGGACAGCGGUGCUCAGAUCUACGAACUGGUGGCUCAGUCUGUUGGCGACAGGAAAACCUGGACUGAAGUGAUAAAGUCAGCAAUGGAUGAUCUGAAGAAGAGUGGAGCACCUAUGAAGUUGGCACUGCCUCCUGGAGGUGCUGUAGGUGUCACUCCUGCCCCGCUCAGUCCAUCAAUCCCGGACCCUCUGAGCCCGAAGACGCCUAUCCCUCUGAGCCCGACUGAGAAUGGAAGUUUAAAAAGCAGCAGCAGUGAUCGAGAUAAGGACAGCUUGCCGGGUGACAAGUCGACAAUCCAUGAGAAGGUGGCUGAUAGUGCUUUGGAUGAAGUCAUGUCGCUAAAAAGGCUGUUGAUCAGUCGCAUCAGUCUAUCAGAGAACUCGCAAAAUGAUGGAGAAAAUGGAGAGGAGCAAUCAGAAAAGCCAAGUCAAGAAAUGGAUAGCUGUCAAUCAACAGAAGAACACAUUCAGACCACAGACAGAGCAGCAGAGGAGGAGAAUGAUGACUCUUGUGAGAAAGAAGUUGCAGAGACGGAUGGAGAGGAAGAGAAGAGCAUCAGUGCACCCCUGGUGUUGUCCCAGGAACAGAUGGAGGAAGUGCGCAGGAGGCUUCAAAGUCUGGAGGAAAAAAUAAAGAGACUACAGACUGUAGAAGAAGACCACCACAGGCUGCGGGAGUCACUUUCCAAGUUCACACAAAUUGGGGGUGUCUUCCAGUAAGACACCAUCACACCACCUGCUGGCCAGUAUAGAUUCUUACUGGUGCUGGUUUGGAGUGCAAGAGUGACUUUCAGAGGUUUUUCUAAACCCUCAUAAGUCAUGCCUGGACCCUCGCUGCAUUAUUUGUGUCCCAGCUUUUUGCAGCCAUGCAGGAAAACAGUCUGCCUGACGGAGGGGGUAGGGAGGGCUUUGUGGACAGUGCAGUGGUUCAGUGAUGAAACAUGGGAGGUGUGUGCAUGUGUAUGUGUGUCUGUUUGCGUGCAUGCUUGUCAGAGAGGUAUACAAAGAAAACAAGAAAAAAAAGAGACAUCCUACUUUUGAGUGGGAUUUUGUUUUUGCAGAAAGGUGCCCGCCCCCCCAAAAAAGAAGCAAUAUUUUGCCGUGAGAGAGAUGCUGCUUAACAAAAUGUAGUGAUUGUGAUCUGCUGUAACACACAUACGCACACCAGGGAAAUGCUCGCUAGGAAAUAUUUACAUUAUAGCCAAAAGCCGAUAAAUCAUAUGUUUGCCUGCUAAGUUGUACCAGGCAGAAACCUUAAGGGGCCAAAGUAGCUUUUGAAGAAGUAUUGAAAUACUACUGCUGAUAUACUGUAUGGUAUUAUAUGUAGUCUAUGCCAAAGUACAACCAGAGAUGCACUUUUUUUCUGAUCAAAACUAGUUCUAAACACCCUGUAUUUUGUGAAAUGUAUUACUUUUACUCUAUAUUCAGUAUAGUUUUUGAACAGUUCAUAUAGGCGGCCCUCAUUUUGGAAACUGCAUGCAUUUAAGUGUGUGUAUGUGUGUUACAAAGUUUUUAAUUAAGAACAGUUUGUUGGAGGGUUCUUACUGUAAUUACGUCACAUAGAAACAUUUAUAAAAAUUGGCACUAUAGCUAAUCAUGCUGUUAAUAAUGGAGUCUUGUUUGUAUUUACUGCUUUUAUUUAUUCCUCUGAGUCCUGUUGGGUCAGUGAGUUGCCUUCACCUGAGUGAAACUGUUACAGCACUGGGGAUAAAAAAAGAUAAGAGCAAUGUGCGAGAGAUGGACAAGACACACACACAAAAAGGCAAACUUAAGAAUGUGAAAUAGAGAUGAAGGGAAGGUAGUGAGUGAAGAAAGAGUGAUUUAAGGACGGGGAGUGAGUUUAGAGGUUGUUGUUGUUGAUUUGGUUUAUUUAAAGCCAGCUCUCUCCGUCCCGAGGAAGGAAGAAAAAGCAGAAUUUGCGUAUGUCAGUGUACACAAAUACACACAGAUGAUUCACACUCAUACACCACCAAGCACUGAGGGCCAAGUGCUACAGAGGUGUUCACAAAGGUCGCUCAGUGCCAGCAUCACUUCUGCUAGCAUGUUUGAUUGAAAUUUUUGCUGUGUCAGCUUCCCCUAGUGAAGAUUUACAGCUCCUGAUCCAAAACACAGACUUUAGACGGGGUUAUGAAUUGUAUAUGACGUUAGAUACAUGUGUUAUUAGUAAACGAUUCUAUUCUUCCCUGGUAGCAAUAUUUGUAUCAAAAUUGAGCUCUGUCUUUGUAUUUUAUUCAGCAGUUGAUUGUAAUUAUAAUUAUGACAAUAUAAUUUACGAGAAGUGGCAUAACUGUGGCCGUGCACACAGGACCAAAGACGUAACAAUGCACCGUUGGAUCUUCAUUCUUCAUGACAUGCCUCACCUGUAUAGAUGAUCGCUGAUGCAGCCUGCAGCCAGCUGCUUUUACUCUCUCCAAACUCCCAACAUGUCAGCUUAAGUGAAGGGAUUUCAAAAGCACAUAGAAGAAUGAAGCAUUAGUUGUCAUGAAAAAAAAAACUGGUUUUGAUUCUCUGAUGAAUGUAAAAGUGAACACCAAGAUGAAGAAUGUUAGAUUGCCCUUGCCUUAUUAUGACCAAACUCGCUUACACUUAAAGGGUGAAAGGAAUGCUUUCAUUAGCAAAUAUUAGUGGAAAAGUUGUCUACAGUACCUGUUUGUGUGAGUAAAAGCCAGUGUGACUGCCACAAACUCUGCUGUUCUGACCUGGAUAGAGGACUUGAGACCAAGCACUGAUAACCCCUCUGGUACAACACAUGGGACCCGUUACAGAAGCAGAAAAGGACAAGACAAUGAAGUCAGAUAAAGAUACAAAGGAAACAUAGAAGGCUUGGAAGAAGGAAAGCUGCAGACUCAUUCCGACACCGCUCUUAACAGUACUGUAAUCAUGAUCACUUCCUGAUAUGCAUUCUCAAUGUUGUUGCCACAACAACAAAAACCCCCUCUGACCCUACUGAACCUCAGUAUGAAAUUAUGCAAAUCAUGGUGCCAAAAGUCAUUUGAGUGUCACAAAUUUCUAAAUAAGUUCAUGUUUGAACAUUACUGCCAUGUGUUCCUGCGUCCCCCUCAUAGAAACUGUACAUAAAUGUUAGAUUAAAGGAAAAAAAUGUUUUUAAAAAAAGUAAAAAAAAAGGUCCCCCUCAUGUUUUUUUAAAGCGUGUUCGCUACAUUCACCUCUUAAUAACACCCUCACCUCUUGUAAUAGUAUGAUCACCUCUCCUACCACACAGCUUUACAAUAUGUUGUGUAUUUCAUUUGAUUUACUUUAACGGGUUGGGGAGGUUUAUUUUACUUUUCUUUCUUUUUUUUGGGUCAUUGUGUAUCAAAAAGCUUUUGUAAUUAUGUACUAUGCAUUCGACUGUAACGGUGAGAGAGACGGGUCUUGUCUGUAACUUGUCUUCGCAUGAAUGAGUUGAACAAUUAUUCAAAUAUUGUUUGACAUGACAUUGUGUUUGCUCUGUCUGUGCCAUGGCUCUCCAGUUUACCAAUGGGAAACAUUUAAAGACAUCAUCUCAUCCAGGGAUUUUUUUUUUUUUUAGUUGUUAAAGUGCAGCAGGUGAAACCCAGUUAACGACAGCUUCCAGUGAUACUUUCACUCUUCACUUUGCUGAACGACUACCACAGGCACUUACUGCUCUCUCUCGUCCAGAUGCUUCCCUCGUUUAUUCUGUAUACAAAAUACUGAGCUGUAUAGAAAAUGUAUUUAUAGAUUGGUGCCUUGCUUUGACAAUCAAGUUGUUUUCUUCAUAAAGGGCUCUUUAAGUCUACAAACACAAUCACUUGUUAUGGUUUGGCUGUCUUUCACAGAGGACGGUGAAAUUGACCUCAGAGAGUGCGAGACAAUGACCAGAUUGCUAAUAAGAACUGCAAAAUCAUCCCAGGAAUUUGGUUUUUGUGUCCAUCUCCAUUACAGCAAUAGGAUUUGAGCCCUCCACCAACUCUGCCAGCCAGUCAUUGCCCUGUGUAAAAAAGACACUGCUCCUUGUCAUACAGGCAUCUGCUAUCUUGUUUAUCUAUAAACGAUGAAUAUAAAAGAACUAUACUGUGUAUUUGGGUUUUGAUUUUAUUGUGUAAGAGGCUCUUUAAUUAUGUAUACUUAAGAAAAUUUCUGGUACGUUUUUUAAUUCUUCAUUUUUUUUUAAUAAAUUGGGGAAA
This is a messenger RNA of Scomber scombrus (Atlantic mackerel), 6586 nucleotides long. RefSeq names its product Rho guanine nucleotide exchange factor (GEF) 1b (gene arhgef1). Lineage: Eukaryota; Metazoa; Chordata; Actinopteri; Scombriformes; Scombridae. The record is from RefSeq and is a predicted model, not a curated record. Bases 117 to 3158 code for a protein of 1013 amino acids. Gene Ontology annotation, cellular component: cytoplasm. Gene Ontology annotation, molecular function: G protein-coupled receptor binding; guanyl-nucleotide exchange factor activity. Gene Ontology annotation, biological process: intracellular signal transduction; G protein-coupled receptor signaling pathway. The transcript has 31 exons.